AGCUGCGACAUAAACAGAAGCUAGAAAGAUAUAUAGAGAGAGAGAGAGAGAGAGAGAGAGAGAGAGACAGCCCCAAUUUCUGAAGCUAAACCCUAAUCGCGUUUAGCUUCAAAUCUCCUUCUCGUUUUCUCUCUCUCUUUGUGUCUUGUCCCCCAUUUACAAUCCCCAAAGUAGCUUCGAAUUUUUCUCAGCUUUCUCCGUCAGAUCAACCCAGACGCCUUCCUCUCUUUUCCUAUUCGAGCUAUACAGGUGAGGAUGGUGUUCUGGGUAUUUGGAUAUGGUUCACUUGUGUGGAACCCUGGUUUCGAGUACGACGAGAAAGUGAUAGGUUUCAUCAAGGAUUACAAGCGUGUUUUCGAUCUUGCUUGCAUUGAUCAUAGAGGAACGCCUGAGCACCCUGCAAGAACUUGCACAUUGGAAUAUGAAGAAGGGGCUAUUUGCUGGGGUGCUGCUUAUUCUGUGCGUGGCGGCCCUGAAAAGGAAAGAAAGGCUAUGGAGUACUUGGAAAAGAGAGAAUGUGAAUAUGAUGCGAAGACUCUUGUGAACUUUUACAAGGAAGGGGACUUCUCUGGUGAGCCUUUAUUGAAAGGAGUCAUUGUUUUCACAUCUACUCCAGACAAAGUAUCGAACAAGUAUUACCUGGGUCCUGCUCCACUGGAGGAUAUGGCAAGACAAAUUGCCACCGCUUCUGGGCCAUGUGGAAACAACAGAGACUAUUUAUUUCUGCUUGAAAAGGCUAUGUUUGAUAUCGGCCAUGAAGAGGAUUAUGUUAUAGAGCUUGCAAAUGAGGUGAGGAAUGUACUUAAACUUGUUGGGAAUGGAAUUCCAAAGGACAAGAAGCUGACAGGACCUACCCACAUCCCACUCAAGUCCCACAUUCCAGCCAUUCAAUUGCAUCCUCUUCCUGAAGCCAUUGCUAUGGACUCGUAGUCUGAUAGCUUACGAUAACUAAGAAGGAAGAAUAAUCAAGUUGUGGAGUUGAAGAGCCUGUGCCCAUGUCCAAUUAAUGUUAUCUUUAGUUUGAUUUUACAGUAGACAGGAUUAGGUUUCAGAUGCGGCAAAAGUUCGGUUUGAAAUUGUCAGGAACGAGGAUCACUAACAACUGUUCUUCUUUAUGUUUCUUUCGUUUUCAAACGAUGUGUAAUGCAACAUUCUCGAUGAGUUUAAUUUGCAGAACGUUUCAAUGAAGUAUCAUCUUUUUCCAAA
Molecule: messenger RNA, 1206 nt
Organism: Argentina anserina (silverweed cinquefoil)
Lineage: Eukaryota; Viridiplantae; Streptophyta; Magnoliopsida; Rosales; Rosaceae
Product: gamma-glutamylcyclotransferase 2-1
Exons: 8
Coding region: 256-930 (224 amino acids)
Biological process (GO): glutathione catabolic process
Cellular component (GO): cytoplasm
Molecular function (GO): gamma-glutamylcyclotransferase activity; glutathione specific gamma-glutamylcyclotransferase activity
Source: RefSeq, a predicted model, not a curated record